Molecule: messenger RNA, 1935 nt
Organism: Camellia sinensis
Lineage: Eukaryota; Viridiplantae; Streptophyta; Magnoliopsida; Ericales; Theaceae
Source: RefSeq, a predicted model, not a curated record
AUGAAAACCAUUUACAAUGUACGUCAUAGGAAUAAUGUUAUUGAGAAAGAUGGGAGAUCACAAAUGCAAUAUUUGUUGGGUGAGUUAGAAAAGCAUAAUUACAUUGAGCGGCAUAGGUGUGACAACAACACGAUGACUGUCACAGACUUGUUUUGGGCACAUCCUGUUAGUUUAGAUUUGCUCCGUUCAUUUCCAAAGGUGUUGAUCAUGGACUGCACAUAUAAGACAAAUCGAUAUCGUCUUCCUCUUCUUGAGAUAGUUAGAGUGACAUCCACUGAUAUGUCAUUCUCCGUAGCCUUUGCAUAUCUCCAAUUUGAGCGGAUUGAUAACUACGUUUGGGUGUUAACUACAUUGCGUAGUCUUUUGGAUGACAUUGUUAUUCCUGAGGUGAUUGUCACGGACAGGGAGCUUGUUUUGAUGAAUGCUAUUGAUAGGGUAUUUUCUACAUCUCGACAUUUAUUAUGCAGAUGGCAUAUUAGUAGAAAUGUACUGGCGAAAUGCAAGAAAAUGUUUAAGAGUAAGGAGGAAUGGGACAAGUUUAUCUCUUUAUGGAAUUUCUUAGUACUCUCCUCAACUGAGCUUGAAUACAAUGAACAUCUUGCUAGGCUACUUGCGGAUUUUGAUAUAUAUCUUGAGGCAGUGCAAUAUGUGUCACAAAGUUGGUUAAUUCCAUAUAAGGAUAAGUUUGUUGCCCAUGUUGAUAUUAAGGCAUCGUUUGAGAAGAGUUUAACCAUUGUACAACACCAGUUCAAACCAUCCCAUUUUAGAGAGCUCCAAGGCAAUAUCUCUAUUGCUGCAUUAGAUCAUGUCUUAGCGGAGAGUAAGCGAGCGAAUGAUGUUGGCAUUGAUGCUUCAGUAUGUGGAUGUGUUGUUCGACGAACACACGGGUUACCGUGUGCCCAUGAGAUUGCGGAUUACAUCUGGCAGGGUCGUUCAAUACCACUUGAUAGCAUUAACCCACACUGGAGGACUCUUGAGGUAGUACAUAAGUUGAAGAAUGAUAAAGUGGAAUUGAGGUGUGAACCAAAGUUUGAUAUGAUACUUAAGCAAUUCAAUGCAUUUGAUUACACUACGCAGUUGGAAAUUCUGCAUAAGUUAGGAGAGAUUGCAGAUCCGCAAAGUAGUUUUCUCAUUGAGCCGGAUGUGAAGCCUAACCCUCGAGGUAAGGGACAUAAGAAGAUAGAUGUAUCUACGCAUCGACACCCUUGUGCAUUUGAGCUAGUUCAGUCUGGACAUGAUAGCCACUCACUAAUGGGCACCCAGAUCCCCACACAAGAUUCUGUCAAAGUAUAUCGGACGCGUACAAAUAUGACUUAUUCAUAUGUUGAUGCCCUUCCAGUUGGAUUGAAGCCUUACAUACGUCUUAUCAAGGAUGUAGAUGCCGAUGGCAAUUGCGGGUUUAGGGCCAUUGCUGGCUUGAUAGGGUUUACAGAGGCUGAAUGGGGUCAAGUCAGGCGUGAUCUCCUACAGGAAUUGCACACACACAUAGACCAUUACACUCAUCUAUAUGGUUCACAUGACAGGAUUGAAGAGCUGACCCAUAUUCUAUCAUACUUUGAGCCCAAUCCAGGGUAUCACCGUUGGAUGACUAUGCCUGACAUGGGUCAUCUUAUUGCAUCUUGUUAUAAUGUGGUAUUGUACCACUUAUCUGCACAACAAUGCCUUACUUUCCUCCCCCUACGAUCGGUGCCAAUAUCACAACUUCAACGGCGUGAGAUUGUUAUUGGGUUUGUUAAUGGGAAUCAUUUUGUCCAGGUGUUCAUGUUACCAGGUCAUCCAGUUCCACCGAUAGCUACCAAUUGGUGCAAGUUUCAUCAUUCUUGUGCGACUGGAUGGGAUACUGCAUAUAGUCGCCGAAUUGAGCAUUUUAAAGAAGUUGUUCAUUCAGGGGUAGCUACUAGAGAGACAUUUGAUUGUAUUAACCUUGAUGAGUAA